Yarrowia lipolytica CLIB122 is the source of this 450-nucleotide messenger RNA. RefSeq lists its product as uncharacterized. Lineage: Eukaryota; Fungi; Ascomycota; Dipodascomycetes; Dipodascales. The record is from RefSeq and is a predicted model, not a curated record.
AUGACUUUUCUGUCUGCAGUAUUGUACUCGUACACCAUGAACCCCACCCUGCGACUGUGCCGAUUCAUUCGACCUUCCACCGUCAGAACCUCCAUGGUCAACACGUCCCAGGUGUCUGGAGGCUCGUCCUCCAUGGCCUACGACGCCUCCACAUCCUUUUCGUCAACUCCACGACUGCUUCCGCCCAACUCCCAGCCCAGGUUUCUCGCAAACAUGUCUACAGGAGACGUCAUGGCGCUGGGACUGGCUUCUCUCAUGACCUGCCGGCCGUCCAUGGUCCAACUGUGCGCAAAGAUAUUGCCCUACGUGCCCAAUUCGGUUGUCAAAAUGGUCGUCUACCGUCUCUACUGUGGAGGAACCAACCACCACGAGGUUCUUCUGACCGCCCAGAAACUUGAGAAACGCGGCCUAGGCGUUAUGAUCAACUACUCGGUGGAGAGAGCCAACUGA